GGACACCGGGGUAUAUCUGGGACUAGUGCGCUCUGGAGAUUUUGGGCGGAUUACUCGUGGCGAGAGCCGUUGCCUCCGAGGGUGACCUGGCUGUUGAAUUGUUCAAUUUCUUUUCACUCUGGGGAACUAAAACUCAAUGGCUUCGUCUUGUAAACUGGGUCGGUGGAGGAAUGUCACUGCCUGGCCAAGAAUGUCUUCAACUUUCUGGGCUGUGGUGCUACUGGCCAGCCUGCUGAUAAUUUACUGCGGUCAGUUGGCAGCGGGUACUUGUGAGAUAGUUACUCUGGACCGGGACAGCAGUCAGCCACGGCGGACCAUAGCACGACAGACGGCGAGGUGUGCCUGCAAAAAGGGUCAGAUUGCAGGCACCACGAGAGCCAGUCCGGCUUGUGUAGACGCUCGCAUUGUGAGGAGCCGGCAGUGGUGUGAUAUGAUGCCUUGCUUGGAAGACGAGGGCUGUGACCUCUUAGUAAACCAGUCGGGCUGGACCUGCACACAGCCUGGGGGCCGGGUGAAGACCACCACGGUAAGACAAGACUGCCAAGCCUCGUAA
Molecule: messenger RNA, 553 nt
Organism: Oncorhynchus gorbuscha (pink salmon)
Lineage: Eukaryota; Metazoa; Chordata; Actinopteri; Salmoniformes; Salmonidae
Product: chemokine-like protein TAFA-5
Exons: 3
Coding region: 137-553 (138 amino acids)
Biological process (GO): G protein-coupled receptor signaling pathway
Molecular function (GO): G protein-coupled receptor binding; receptor ligand activity
Source: RefSeq, a predicted model, not a curated record